Zasmidium cellare ATCC 36951 is the source of this 891-nucleotide messenger RNA. RefSeq lists its product as uncharacterized. The record is from RefSeq and is a predicted model, not a curated record. NCBI's taxonomy places the organism in Eukaryota, Fungi, Ascomycota, Dothideomycetes, Mycosphaerellales, Mycosphaerellaceae. Bases 1 to 891 code for a protein of 296 amino acids. The transcript has a single exon.
AUGCCAACACUCUCCCACAUCUCCACCCGGCUAACAAUCGGCUCCCUCGCCCUCAGCGAAAUUCCCGACAACUCCACACCGAACCCCGAACCCAACACCAGCAGCUGCUACAUCCUCAUCUCGCCCAACAAGCCCUUCCUCGUCGCCAUCCACAUCCCCGCGCACGUCGUCUUCCUCGGCGAUGCCCUCCUUUUCAAAAUCCUCAAAGACGGGCGCUUCGUCACGCAAUCAUGGCGGGCGCGCGGGAAGGAUGAGGAUGGAGGUGCGAAGGCGAUGGAUGUGUGGAUUGGAGCGGAGGAGUUGAGGUUUCCGCAUGUGGUUGAGGAUGGCAAUGCAAAUCCGCCAGGUGAUGUCGCCUUGUGGGACGGCAGCGAAGUCGUCGUUCAGAUCAGCCACGCACGCAUCACAGAGCCGCCCGGCGGCGAUGGCUUCGGUAAUAAGACCCCCGGCGAAGUCCAACCCCUAGGAGGAGUCGACCACACUCUCGCUUUCACAUUCAAAUACCGCCCUGAAGCCGUCUUGAGAGCGAUCCUCUUGCCGCCGCCGCCUCUGCCUUCACCAAACCCAGCUCCAUCCUCAUACGACGAGCACCCCGCCGACACCGCUUUCAAAGCCCAUAUCACCAACGGCAAAGACAAGAACCCCGAGAUCUACUGCAACUGCCGCCUCAUCCGUGCCGCCGAGCCUAUGGUGACCUGCGACAACGACCGCUGUGAGAUCAAGACGUUCCAUUUCGACUGCGUUGGUUUGGACGAGGCGCCGAAGAAGGGAGCGACGUGGUUGUGUCCGACGUGUAGGAAGCUGCCGGCGAGAGAGGUGGAAAUCGAGGGGAAGACGGAUGAGUUUGGCCCGUUUCAGGAGGAGUGGAUUGGGAAUGAGCAUUGGUAUUGA